This is a messenger RNA of Patella vulgata (common limpet), 1751 nucleotides long. RefSeq names its product WD repeat-containing protein 74. The transcript has a single exon. Gene Ontology annotation, cellular component: nucleolus; preribosome, large subunit precursor. Gene Ontology annotation, molecular function: protein binding. The record is from RefSeq and is a predicted model, not a curated record. Lineage: Eukaryota; Metazoa; Mollusca; Gastropoda; Patellidae. The coding region runs from base 6 to 1235 and encodes 409 amino acids. Gene Ontology annotation, biological process: ribosomal large subunit biogenesis.
ACAAAAUGGCUGCCCCCACGUUUAACGUGUUUGUUGGUUCCGAAACAGGUUUAUUGAAAGCUAUUGACGUUAAUAAAUCAAAUUGGUCAAAUCUAAAUAGUGUCCAGUCAGCGGACAGAAAUAAAGAAAUAUGUGUUAUAUGUUGGGACAACCAAGAGCAAAAUCGCGUAAGCUAUGGAUUGAGAAAUCGAGAAAUAGGUACAUACGACACCGAAACCCAAUCACACUGCAAGCCAAUUAAAUUUGACGGUGGUAAAGGAACUUUCAAAGGCUUAGCUAAAAUUGAUGAUAAUUACAUCACUGCGGUCGAAUCUGGCCUUGUUAAAGUUUGGAAUGAAGAAUCCGUCAUCAGUGAAUUUGAAGCAGGAGAAAAGUUAUGUUUCAUGACACAAAAUCCUGAUAUUAAAAACAUUGUUGCUACUGGGGGUGAUGAAAAUGAUUUGAAAAUUUGGGACAUUGAGAAAUCGGAUCAACCAAUAUUCAUGGCUAAAAAUGUCCGCAAUGAUUGGCUCAACCUUCGUGUUCCAAUCAAGGUUCUCGGAGCGGUGUUUGUACCGAACAGCGAAGAAAUUGUCACAUGCACAGGCUAUCAUCAAGUGCGAUUGUAUGACCCUCGAACUUCACAACGACGGCCAGUAGUAGACAUGUCAUUCGAUGAGUAUCCACUCAUGUCAAUUGGAAUGUGUUACACACAAUCUAAUCAGGUAGUGGUUGGAAACACUCAGGGUAAAACGGCGUUAAUUGACUUUAGAACAGGGAAAACUGUUCAUUGUUUUAAAGGAUUUGCUGGGUCAGUGAGAUCUAUUCAGUGUCAUCCUUCACUUCCAAUCAUGGCUACUUGUGGGUUGGACAGAUUUCUUCGUAUUCAUCACAUAGAAUCAAGAGAACUUUUACACAAGUUUUACCUGAAAUCACGAUUAAAUUGCUUACUACUGAGUAAAAAUUGGAAACUUGAAAGUUUAGACGAAGGAAUCGACAUGCAUGAAGAUGACGAGGAAAAUAAAUUUGCGGAUCAUGAAGAAAAAUCAGAGGACAAUGAAGAAGUUGAAGAAGAUGUGUGGGAUCAACUUGAAGUGAUGUCAACAUCCAAAAAUAAAACAAAAAAACAAAUAUCAGAUGGUAGUGAUGAUCAUAACAAAAGAGAUUUGAGAAAGACGAAAAGAAAUGCGGAAAAACGAACUACGAGAGAAAACACAGAUAGUAAAACUGAAAUUGUUAAGAAAAAGAAAAAAUAAAGUUUUGCUUGACAAUAAUAUAAACCAGAAGCCUUGUACAUGUGUUGGUUGAUAAAAAAAAAAUGAUUCUGGGUCUCAGAUACUCCCACGUUUUUAUUUUAAAUAAUAAAAACUAAAAACUGCCUCUUUAAUUACCACACGUAAAUGUUUUCUCCUGGUUACAGAAAAUAACUUUAUAAAAAAAUGGAAUGAAUCGGAAAUAAUGUACCAUAGGCUCAAUUAUUAAGUACACAACACUGUUAAAUGUUUUUAUCAGUCAUAAGUGAUACUGGAUAAUCGGAUAUUCAACAACAUAAAAUAAAUGUAGUGCCUUGAAAUGUGAUGUUUAAUAGGUCAUUUAGUCCAGUAGUGAUUCUUUGAUAAAAUGAAAACACAAAAUAAAAACCUCCCUUAUGCAUCAGAUAGUCUGAAAACCAGAAUAGUGUGUUUGUAUGGCCUAAGUUGUUUCAUAAUAUCUGAACUUAAUAUGUAUGUAAAUACAUGUAUUAUAUUAUAUAAAGAAAAUUGAAAAAAUCA